This is a messenger RNA of Oryza sativa Japonica Group (Japanese rice), 1799 nucleotides long. Its product is annotated as desmethyl-deoxy-podophyllotoxin synthase. The record is from RefSeq and is a predicted model, not a curated record. Lineage: Eukaryota; Viridiplantae; Streptophyta; Magnoliopsida; Poales; Poaceae. Gene Ontology annotation, molecular function: oxidoreductase activity, acting on paired donors, with incorporation or reduction of molecular oxygen; iron ion binding; heme binding.
GCGCGAAAGAUUACGACACGCUACCAAUUACCAAACCCCCAAACACUUUCCCCCCUCAAAGCCAAACAAUGAUUGAGGCAGCCAUGGCCGGCGGCGCCAUGCCGCUGGUCGUGCUGCUCCUUGCCACCAUCCCGCUCCUGUUCUUCACCAUCAAGCGCUCGGCGCAGCGUCGUGGCGGCGGCGGCGGCGGCGAGGGGAGGCUCCCGCCGGGGCCGUGGGCGCUGCCUGUCAUCGGCCACCUGCACCACCUCGCCGGCGACCUCCCGCACCGCGCCCUGAGCGCCCUGGCGCGGCGCCACGGCGCGCUCAUGCUGCUCCGCCUCGGCGAGGUCCAGGCCGUGGUCGCCUCCUCCCCGGACGCCGCCCGCGAUAUCAUGAGGACCCACGACGCCGCGUUCGCGUCGCGGCCGCUGAGCCCGAUGCAGCAGCUCGCGUACGGCCGGGACGCCGAGGGCGUCAUCUUCGCGCCCUACGGCGACGGGUGGCGCCACCUCCGCAAGAUCUGCACCGCCGAGCUCCUCAGCGCCCGCCGCGUCCAGUCCUUCCGCCCCGUCCGCGAGGCCGAGCUCGGCCGCCUCCUCCGCUCCGUGGCCGAAGCCACCUCGUCUUCCUCCUCCGCCUCGCUGGUCAACCUCACCGAGCUGAUCUCCGCCUUCGUCGCCGACUCCACGGUGCGCGCCAUCAUCGGCAGCCGGUUCGAGCACCGCGACGCAUACCUGCGGAUGCUCCAGGACGGGCUCAAGAUCGUCCCCGGGAUGACGCUGCCGGACCUCUUCCCGUCCUCCCGCCUCGCGCUGUUCCUCAGCCGCGUUCCCGGCCGGAUCGAGCACCACCGCCAAGGGAUGCAACGGUUCAUCGACGCCAUCAUCGUCGAGCACCAGGAGAAGCGCGCCGCCGCCGCCGCCAACGACGACGACGACGAAGACGAAGACUUCCUCGACGUGCUCUUGAAGCUCCAAAAGGAGAUGGGCUCCCAACACCCGCUCACCACGGCUAACAUCAAAACCGUCAUGCUGGACAUGUUCGGCGCCGGCAGCGAGUCGUCGGCGACGGUGCUGCAGUGGACGAUGGCGGAGCUGAUGCGAAACCCAAGGGUCAUGCAGAAGGCACAAGAUGAGGUCCGGCGAGCACUCGCCGGGCAUGACAAGGUGACAGAGCCAAACUUGACCAACCUACCCUACCUACGACUAGUCAUCAAGGAGACACUCCGGCUACACCCACCCGCGCCAUUGCUACUGCCACGCAAAUGCGGAAGCACGUGCAAGAUACUUGGAUUUGACGUACCUGAGGGGGUCAUGGUGAUCGUGAACGCGUGGGCGAUUGGUAGGGACCUGACGUAUUGGGAUAAGCCUGAGGAGUUCGUGCCUGAGAGGUUUGAACACAACGGGAGGGAUUUCAAGGGAAUGGACUUCGAGUUCAUACCGUUUGGAGCUGGACGAAGGAUAUGCCCUGGCAUCACAUUCGGGAUGGCGCAUGUUGAGCUUGUUCUCUCUGCACUUCUGUACCACUUUGACUGGGAGCUUCCACAAGGGAUGGCGGCAAAGGAUCUAGACAUGACAGAGGAUUUUGGAGUCACAACACAACGGCGGUCUAACCUCUUGGUGCGUCCAAUCCAUCGUGUAUCGGUUCCAGUAGAGUAAACAUACUUGUAAGAUAUAUUUAUAAUAAAUGUAAUUGCCAAUGUACGUAUAUUAGUUUCAGUUUAAUUUUGUUUUUUUAUAAUUGGUAAAAGUCGAGUUUGACAUUAUAUGUUUGUGGAGUGAUAUAUAUAUCAUAUUAAUUUAUUUUUAUUUUUUUUA